Messenger RNA from Guyanagaster necrorhizus, 1683 nucleotides. Its product is annotated as Vps52-domain-containing protein. The coding region runs from base 1 to 1683 and encodes 560 amino acids. Gene Ontology annotation, cellular component: GARP complex. The transcript has 11 exons. NCBI's taxonomy places the organism in Eukaryota, Fungi, Basidiomycota, Agaricomycetes, Agaricales, Physalacriaceae. Gene Ontology annotation, biological process: endocytic recycling; Golgi to vacuole transport; retrograde transport, endosome to Golgi. Gene Ontology annotation, molecular function: syntaxin binding. The record is from RefSeq and is a predicted model, not a curated record.
AUGUCUUCUAAACCGAGCAAUUCUAGUCGCGAGAGAGAUUUCUUAGAACUUCAUGAACAAGUGCAGACGAGCGUCAAACUUCUCGAUUCCUUGGAAACUUUCCUCUCCACAUUUCAAAAGGAUCUCUCAGCGGUAUCAGGGCAAAUAUCAGAACUUCAAGAUAGAAGUAAAGACAUUGAUAACAGGCUCAAGAGUCGUCGCAAAAUCGAGAAGCCGCUAUCUAGCUUGAUAGCUGACAUUGCGAUACCGCCGUCAAUAGCGACUGUUAUCUUAGACACAGACGUCGGGGAACCUUGGAUUGAUAUCAUCGACGACUUGGAGCGAAGGCUAGAUACAUGUAAAGCGCGAGCACGAGUGAAGGCGGCGAGAGACGUGGGCGAAGUUGCGGAGGGUCUGCGGAUAGUCGCAGCAUCCAAGACGCGCGCUUUCUUCCUUGCCCUCUUUCAGCCUAUACACAGGAGCGUUACGACAAACAUGCAAGUCAUUCAGACAUCUAUAAUACUGAAAUAUCGGCCACUUUUUGCGUUUCUACAACGGCAGGCUCCAGAUGUCGCACAUGAAGUGCAAAGGUCUUAUGUUCGCGCAGCCCGGGUUUAUUAUGAGACUGGCUUUCGUCGUUAUGUGCGGAGUCUGGGAUGGGUUAAGGCUCGCUCGGCGCAGAAAUUCGAGCCAAUAACAUCAUCUGAGCAGAAAACCACAUCCAUCGAUCUUGAGCGGCUUGCUUACAGUAAGAUAGAUGGUCCCAGUGUCACCUUAGCGUAUAUGGCGGAUGAUAAAUCAUACACUGAGCCGAUUGAAGCGCUAUUACGGUCCUUACUUCUGGUUUUCAUGGAUAAUGCAACGGCGGAAUACACCUUCGUGAAGACGUUUUUCCUUCUGCAGACACCUCUUCCACCUCUAGACUCAGAAAGCGUCCUGUCACCUGCGUUUUCUCCUCCCGAUAAUAACUCUUAUGCUGGCUCCGAAUUUGGUGGUCUUCGAACGCCGGUGCCCCCUUCAAUAUCAGCUCAACUAGCCUCUUUAAAGGAAGAGCAAGCUGUUACGGAUGCUAUCUGGAAACAGGUAUUUGACCCCGUACUUGAAUAUGUGCAGAACUUUGUCCGUUCAAUACUGGAACCAAUCCCUUCUAUCAUUCCACUGCUCACUGUGAUCCGUCUCAUCGAAGACGUUGCCGCAGAAAUUGAAAAUCGCGCUUGUCCUGCUGCUGUGACGUUCAUGUUCGGCAUUCGCAUGGAUCUAUGGCUGGUUUUUCAGAAGAUGAUGUCUGAAAAUAUCGAUGGUGUUAAGAAACUUGCGGAGGGUGGUGGCUCGAGUUAUUUCAGUCGUACUGCUGCUUUGACAGAAUCCACCGUCAUAAACCUAUGUAAUCAUUACAUUGUCAUUUUCAACUCUUUUGUGGCCUUGACAGAGCAGUCAGACGAAACCAUGAUUUUCUCAAAUCUUCUACGUUUAAGACAAGAGCUUGCCAAAACAAUCCAACGCUACGUUAACCAAAUCAGCGACACAAUAUCUAAAGCUAUUGCGCAGUCAUCCACGUAUGAGAGGUUAUUACAAGGACUAAGCAAAGGCAAUCUUUUCGCAGCGCAUCCUAAAUCUCAGUUAGAGCUAGCGUAUUGGUCCAAUCUAGAAGAGGAAGCACGACGUAAGAUAAUAUCAGCAAAACAAACUAAACAGCGACGGUAG